This is a messenger RNA of Gigantopelta aegis, 2710 nucleotides long. RefSeq names its product putative amine oxidase [copper-containing]. Gene Ontology annotation, cellular component: plasma membrane. Gene Ontology annotation, biological process: amine metabolic process. Gene Ontology annotation, molecular function: quinone binding; primary methylamine oxidase activity; copper ion binding. The transcript has 3 exons. The coding region runs from base 49 to 2385 and encodes 778 amino acids. The record is from RefSeq and is a predicted model, not a curated record. Lineage: Eukaryota; Metazoa; Mollusca; Gastropoda; Neomphalida; Peltospiridae.
CGACAAUGGCGGCUCGUCUCGCUUGUGCUGGCCGUGUGUUUAGCGAUCAUGCUGAUAGUCGUCAUUGUACUGGUGGUCAAGGAAUACACUACAACAGAGACAUCUGGAGGUCGGGUGUGUGGAGGACAUCAAACAGAGAACAUAGACACGUUAGACUCUUUAAAUCCUGGUCCUUUUCAUGACUUGACACAAGCUGAACUACGUGCUGUUCACAAAUACAUUUAUGGUUUAUCAAAACUCAAUCUAGUGAAGCCAUCGAGGGCCAGUAUGAACACAAGUUAUUUGUAUGCAGCAGAUUUGUUUCUGCCAAGGAAAGAAGACGUAUUGGCAUUUCUGGACGAGGGAAAAGCACAGCCGCAUCGGAAAGCCAAGAUUGUCGUGUUCAGGGGAGACAAACAGCUUCCUGUAGUGGAGGAGUAUAUUGUAGGUCCUUUACCCACACCUGUUUACUGUGACUUGUAUAACUCCACUGCCUACAGAAACCCUGUUAACUUCUCAUUCAGACCGUUUUCAAAAUUCGAGUUUAAAGCCGUUUUUGAGUUUAUUGUGCCUAUUAUUGACAAAGAAAUUAAAUAUAUUUUACUUGAAAGUUAUGGUGCUACCUUUGUCAACUGUGGCAUGAAAUGUUUAACAAUAUACCCUACACCCGUAUCUUCUGGAAUUAUUGGACGUCCUGAAAGAAAGAUUUGGCUGGGUAUUUACCAGAAUAUCGAAUAUGGAACGUUGCACCCAACAGACUUAAGUUUCCUGGUAAACAUUAAUUCUCCAGAUCCUUCCGAAAUGUUCAUAGAGAAGGUCGUCUAUGCUGGCCAGGAAUUCGCAAACCUCACGGACUUGGCUAUUCGGUACAAUAGCAGUGACAUGGUUAAACACACAAUUCCAUUUCCAGAUUACUCAGAGGAUCUGUUCUCUUCAAUGCAUCAAAGAGGUCCACGGAUACCCGCAGAGUCUCAGAGACCACCACAGCUAGUGGAACCUGAUGGUAAACGAUACAGUGUUCAUAACAGGGAGGUACGAUACAUGCAGUGGAAGUUUGAUUUCAGAAUGUCUGUUCUUACGGGACCUCAGGUCUACAAUGUCCGCUUCAAAGACACCAGGAUUGCGUAUGAAAUAGGUCUUCAGGACAUAGCCGUGUUCUACUCUGGCUACAGUUCGCUUGCUCGAGCGGCAGAUUUUCUCGACAGUGUUAGUAUCUUGGGAACACGCUGUAGAGCUUUAGUUCCCGGAGCCGACUGUCCCCUCACGGCAACACUUAUUGGGAAGUCUUUUCUUGUGGAAUCUACAGAAGACCUUGGCUAUCUGAGUAACGUGUUCUGUUUAUUUGAGCAGAAUCUGGGUGUUCCACUACGUCGUCACAUGUCGUACGCCCAGAACGAGGGUCAGUGGUAUUCCGGGAUGCUGAACAGCGCUCUCACCCUCAGAAGCAUUAUUGUAAUCUCCAACUACGAUUAUGUGAUAGAUUUUAACUUCUAUCAAAAUGGUGCCAUAGAAGUCAAAGUUCACUCGACUGGAUACAUAUUUACUACAUUCUAUUCGCAGGAAAAGCAUAGUUACGGCUUUAAAAUGCAUGAUAACAUUCUGGGGAAUAUCCAUCAGCAUCUGUUCAACUUCAAGGUGGAUAUUGAUAUACUGGGCACGCGUAAUCGUUAUGAGACUCUCGAUAUUUCAACAGAGGAAGUGUCCAACGAGCAGACGACUGGCAAUGAUGGCGACACCUACUGGCAGGUGAAGUUUGAUCACCAUCUCAGACGGACGGAAUUAGACGCAGCUUACAAGUUCAACUUCGACCACCUGAAAUACCAUCUUAUAUUUAACAACAACAAGAAGACAUCCCAAGGUGUACAGAGAGCUUACAGGAUUCUCAUGAGUGGCAUGUCAAAGCAGCUCCUUCCAGAAGACAAGAACAACGAGAUUUCCAUUUCGUGGGCCCGCUACCAGAUGGCUGUGACCAAGGUGAAGGACGACGAAAGACAGAGCAGCUCGCACUAUGGAUUAUUUGAUUCGCUGUUGCCCACAGUCAACUUCACUACAUUUGUAGCAGAUGACGACGGUAUUGUUGACGAGGAUCUUGUUCUGUGGCUCACUAUGGGAUUGUACCACAUCCCCCACACUGAAGAUCUCCCAGUGACGCCAACUGUGGGUGGAAACCUGCAGUUCUUCCUUCUGCCUUACAACUACUUCGACGAAUGUCCAUCCAUGCAGUCACGUGAUGCCAUCCGAGUGGAUCUGAAAAAUAAACGGAGUCCAAAAGAUGGACUAAAGGUUACCCAAUAUGUGGAUACGACAGGUACCCACUGCACCGUGCACACAGACAGUUUACAGUCACAGUUCAGUGAAAAUCCAGAUGCAGUUCUACAAACAAAACGUCCUAGGAAUGAAUUUUAGUCAGACCUGUGCGGCUCGUCACUUGAAAUAUCUAUUAGAAAAGAUUGUACACAAACGAAAGACACACGAUUGCCUGCUGCAACUGGUCCUAGACAGGAUACAGAUGGUAGGGUACACGCUAAGUUUGUGACAUAAUGAGCUAAUCUGGAGGGCAUGGCGUAGAUUGGUCUGCCUGCUGAUCCAAAACAUUUACAUCUUCCUCCAUUUUAGCGAGUGGUUAUUACUACUUUGGCAUCACUUUGAAUCCAGCGUCCCUGGCCAUAUUCUGCCCACCCACUUCGCACAAUACACACACAGAGAGAGAGAGAGAGAGAGAGAGAGAGAG